AUGGCAGCCACACCGCCGCCAGGCCAGCACCCCGGCACCUCGUCGUCGCAGGGCACGCAGAACGCGCACGGCACCCAGUACGCCGAGCUGCCCACCCAGCACCACGCGCCCCAGCAGACCGCCUUCGUCGCCGAGCUCCCGGGCAACUUCUACCACCCCCAGCCCUCGCCCGGCCAGCCUUCGCCUACAGCCAACGCCUUCCGCUGGUCGGGCCAGAACCCCAACCAGUCGGGCCCCGGCCAGGCGAGUCCCAGCCUGACGGCCUCCUCGCGCCCAACGUCCAUCUCCUCCGAGGCCAGCAGCGGCCAGAACACGGGCUACGCGUCCCCGGCCCUCGACCACAAGGGCUUUGCCUCUGAGCUGUCGACGCAUCCCGAGACGCAGGAGGAGCAUCGUCCGCCUCAGCAGCAGCAGCAGCAGCAGCAGCAGUAUUACCCUCCUGAUGUGCAAAAGUUCGACCCCGGGCAGCACCGCGUCACGGGCCCGCACGCCUAUCAGUAUAACCCUGCCGAUUAUGCGCCGCGGUGA
This is a messenger RNA of Verticillium alfalfae VaMs.102, 528 nucleotides long. RefSeq lists its product as hypothetical. The record is from RefSeq and is a predicted model, not a curated record. The coding region runs from base 1 to 528 and encodes 175 amino acids. NCBI's taxonomy places the organism in Eukaryota, Fungi, Ascomycota, Sordariomycetes, Glomerellales, Plectosphaerellaceae. The transcript has a single exon.